Molecule: messenger RNA, 1836 nt
Organism: Klebsormidium nitens
Lineage: Eukaryota; Viridiplantae; Streptophyta; Klebsormidiophyceae; Klebsormidiales; Klebsormidiaceae
Source: the annotation of a GenBank genome assembly
AUGGCUGCGACGACAAUGAAGACGCUCGCGGCUCUCGUUCCAGUAACAAGCCGCCCUUUCGGCAGUCGGGGGCGGGACGUCUGCGUGUCCCGUAUGGAAUGCUUGGCACGGAGCUUGGAGCGAUCGGGCCCUGGUUUUGGAGUAAUCUGCUUUCUUGGAAUCGACGAGGGAGACCCUGUAUAUGAUGGAAACGAAGAAGGAAACAGCCUGAACGAGAUUAUGUUUCUAUAUGAGGAGCAUGGGCUACGGGUGCGCGCGCACAUCAAAACCCGGGAACCCGGCCAAAUAUGCGACAUCUGGCGCGACCUCGCCGCGCUCGCGUACCGUGACGUCAGCUGUGACUACUACGUGCUGCUCGGAGAUGACGUCCACAUUCUCACGGCUGGCUGGAUGUCGAAUGUGGAAGAGGCCUAUGGCGAUUUUGAAAAGAGGUUGGGCGUCUACGGGUUCGGCUGCGUGGCACUCAAUGACAUCUCGUUUCCCGGGUUUCCGACCUUCCCGAUUAUGCACAGGACGCACAUGGACGCGUUCGGUGGUGUUAAUAUCGUUCCGGACGCUUUCACGAACCAAGACGGAGACCCGUGGCUCUUCGAAAUCUACAAGAGGUGGCGCUGCGCGCGCAUUCUGGAGGACGUCGUACUUGAGAACGCGGUCGGCGGUCAGAGCGCGCCCCGCUACGCUCGGCACCCGGUUCUCAAUUGGAAGAACAAGGAGCUCCACGAGGGCGUGAAACUUCUGGAUGGGUACUUGGACCGGAAGUGCGGAUCAGAGAAAGCUUCAGCGGCGCAUCUCCUGUUACUGGACGUCGUGGUGCCCACGUUCCGCUGCGAUGUGUCCCUGCUGAAUGGAAUCCGCAGCUUGCGCAUUCCGGAAGGCGUGGCUACGACCUUCAUCUUCAUCAUCGAUGAUCCUGCCAAGAAGGAACAGAUCGAGCGCAUCAAGGAGUGGGAGAGCGCUGCUCGGCCGCUGGGAUCGGUGCGAGUGCGUGUAAACGACACCAAUGCAGGAGCCUCAACUUCUCGUAACCACGGCCUGUCCGAAUCGUCAGCCGACUGGGUCCUCUUCCUCGACGAUGACGUCAUCCCGGACGCGGACCUCCUCCAGCACUUUGCGGACGCCAUCAGAGCGCGCGGACACGAAACGGACGGCUUCGUGGGCAUGGUAGAAAUGCCCCGACCGGUCAACCGGUUCACCCGGGCGGUCGGCAUCUCUCAUCUGACGUACUGGUAUGACGUCAGCAGAAAGAUGGAGCGCGUCUCCUGGGGAACGACCGCAAAUCUGGCGGUCCGGCGGUCGGCGCUGCGGUUUGGAGACGGCUUCCCGAAAACAGGUGGCGGCGAGGACGUCGACUUCUGCCUCCGGCUGCUCCGGUGGCCCCUGGUUCCGGUUCCGGGCGCAGUCGCCCGCCAUCCCUGGUGGCGGAACGGCGCUCGGGACUACAGUCCGUUCUCGGGGUGGGCACGUGGCGACGGCCGGAUGGUAAUUCUGCACCCCCGCUUCGCGUACCGGCGCUGCCCAAACCUCGUCGAGGUUUUGGGGGCCGUGCUGCUGGUCGCGGCCGCGUGGGCGGCCGCGAACGGCCUGCCGACGGUUUUGCUUCCGGUGCUGACGAUGAUGCUGGCGCUGUGUGCGGCGGAACUGGGCGUCGAGGUCUACCGGUGCUUUUGGGGAGCAGACAGAAACCACAUGCCGGGCAUCCGUGGCAUCACCCGACUGGAAGCGGCAGCUGAAGCCGCUUUGCUACGAAAUUGGAGUGAGGCGGGAGACUGCUCGGCCACUUGCGGCGUGGGCGGCUCUGGAAUGUUUGCCGUUCCUUCGAGUGGUUCUGUGGCCUGA